GUCCAUCCGGAGUGCGUCGCGGCCUACGUUCCUGCACUUACUCCCACGAAACGAAUCACAGCAACGAACUCGGAGUUUGGACAUUGAAUAGUGCCUAGGUACACAUGGAUGACUUCGAAAAGGGCAACCACCCCUCCUCGACCGGUGAGGCUUCCAAGCCGCCGCGUCCAGGAGAUGCAGUCUCCCUCUCAGCAGGCGACAACGCGAUCCUGCCAGAAGGCCAGAUCGACCCGGUUUACGAGAAGAAAGCACGGGUCCUGAACCGCGCUAUCCAAGAAAUCGGCAUGGGCUGGUACCAAUGGCAGCUCACAGCCGUCAUCAGCUUCGGCUGGGCGUCCGACAACCUCUGGCCCAUCGUCACCUCUCUGAUCUUCACGCCGGUCACCAACGAAUUCCUCCCCGGGCGGCCUCCCUUGCUCACGCUCAGCCAGAACAUCGGCCUGCUCGCCGGCGCGCUGUUCUGGGGCUUCGGCUGCGACGUGUUCGGCCGCCGGUGGGCCUUCAACCUGACGCUGGGCAUCACGGCCGUGUUCGGCAUGGCGGCGGCCGGGUCGCCGACCUUCGCCGCCGCCGGCGUGUUCGCCGCGCUCUGGUCGUUCGGCGUCGGCGGCAACCUGCCCGUCGACUCGGCCAUCUACCUCGAGUUCCUGCCGGCGUCGCACCAGUUCCUGCUCACCGUCCUGUCCGUCGCCUGGGCCGUCGCCCAGGUGGUCGCCACCCUCGUGGCCUGGCCGCUGCUGGGGAACCUGACGUGCCAGGAAAAGGCCGUGUGCACGCGCGAGCAGAACAUGGGGUGGCGCUGGUUCAUGAUCGUCAUGGGCGGCAUCACGGUGCUCAUGUUUUUGGUCCGGUUCGGGCUGUUUACGAUCUACGAGUCGCCUAAGUAUCUGAUGGGGAAGGGCAGGGACGAGGACGCGGUCCGGAUCGUGCACGAGGUGGCGAAGCGGAACGGGAAGACGACCACGCUGACGGUGGCCGACCUCAAGGCCUGCGAGCCCGAGGGUUACGUUCACGAGUCGAACGUUGCGGACGCGGUCAAGCGGAAGCUCCAGGACGUCAGGCUCGACAGGGUACGGGCCUUAUUCGCGACCAGAAAGCUGGCCUUGUCGACCAGCUUGAUCAUGGUGGUUUGGGCAUUCAUCGGGUUGGGCUACCCCCUCUAUAACGCUUUCCUGCCCUACAUCCAGGCGACACGUGGCGCCGGCUUUGGGGACGGAUCGACAUACCUCACGUAUCGGAACUCGCUCAUCAUCGCCGUGCUCGGCGUCCCCGGCGCCCUGCUCGGUGGACUCCUGGUCGAGCUCCCGCGUUUCGGGCGGAAGGGGACAUUGGCGCUGUCGACCAUCCUGACCGGCGUGUUCCUGUACGCCUCGACCACCGCGCUCAACUCGCAGUCGCUGCUGGGCUGGAACUGCGCCUUCAGCUUCACCAGCAACGUCAUGUACGCCGUGCUCUACGGCUACACGCCCGAGCUGUUCCCGACUCCCCAGCGCGGCACGGGGAAUGCCCUCACUGCCACCUGCAACCGCAUCUUCGGUAUCAUGGCGCCCAUUGUCGCCAUGUUCGCCAACCUCCAAACGGCCGUGCCCGUCUACAUCAGCGGUGCCCUGUUCAUAGCCGCUGGCCUUUUGGUUCUUGUGCUGCCGUUCGAAUCCAGGGGUAAGGCCGCUUUAUGACGGCAAUCUUCAGAAUAGCUGCGCGCCUUUUUGUUUAACUACCCGAUUUCUUUAUUUCUAUAAGCAUCGCACAGCGGUAACGUUACCUUAUGCAUUUUCCGCAAGCAUUCCGUGGGCUGGGACAGUUGCCCCUGGAGUCCAUCGUUCCGGGACGGUCCUGUGGUGCGCAAACUUACCUUACACUGCUGUGCUAUAAUAUUCCCCACAAUUGGGGCGCCCACUGCUCUUGGCGCAGUGGCACGACGUUUCAACAGCCGCUGCGCGAACGGAGAACAGCACGAAUGGAGAAAAGCACGGAAGA
Messenger RNA from Thermothielavioides terrestris NRRL 8126, 1977 nucleotides. RefSeq lists its product as uncharacterized. Gene Ontology annotation, molecular function: transmembrane transporter activity. Gene Ontology annotation, biological process: transmembrane transport. Gene Ontology annotation, cellular component: membrane. The transcript has 5 exons. The record is from RefSeq and is a predicted model, not a curated record. NCBI's taxonomy places the organism in Eukaryota, Fungi, Ascomycota, Sordariomycetes, Sordariales, Chaetomiaceae. The coding region runs from base 105 to 1676 and encodes 523 amino acids.